Messenger RNA from Magnolia sinica, 873 nucleotides. RefSeq lists its product as uncharacterized. The record is from RefSeq and is a predicted model, not a curated record. The transcript has a single exon. NCBI's taxonomy places the organism in Eukaryota, Viridiplantae, Streptophyta, Magnoliopsida, Magnoliales, Magnoliaceae. Bases 1 to 873 code for a protein of 290 amino acids.
AUGGAGGACACAUCUGAGGGCAGAAUUUGGGUCUUAGAGAAAUACGGAAUCAAAAUCCAAACUAUUAAUGCUUCCAGGCAGUGCAUUUCGAUCUUGGUAACUUAUGGCAACGACCCUCCCUUAAUGAAAUCAGUCGUCUAUGCUAGUUGUGAUAAGGAGCGGAGAAAGGAGCUGCGGGAUGAGUUGAGAAGGACCUCUAAUCUAGCUAAUGGCCCAUGGUUGGUUUGUGGGGAUUUCAACUCCACUGUAACUAUUGAAGAAAGGCUGGGAGGAGCCCCUUCCUUUACUGCAUCGAUGAGUGAUUUUUUAAAGGCCAUUAACGACUCAAGCCUACUAGAUGUUGGAUUUGCUUGGUCCAUCUUCACAUGGUGCAACAACAGAUCUGGCAAGGGGCACAAAUGGGUUAGACUCGACAGGAUGCUUAUCAACACUAGCUGGAUAAGCUCCCUCCCUAUGUUUAAAGCUAACCAUCUUACUAGGUCCUGUUUAGAUCAUUCCCCAGUCCUUAUGAGUUUUAAUGAUGACACAGUUGACUUCCCUCGCCCAUUCCAUUUUCAGCGGAUGUGGACAACCGACAAUGACUUCAAGAGGGUAGUCAAGGAAGCCUGGGAGAUAGAAGUAGCUACAACCCCCAUGUUCAAGGUCCUGAUCAAGAUGAAGCAGUUGAAAAUGGCCCUUAAAGAGUGGAACAAAACCAUUUUUGGUGAUGUGAACAGCAAUGUACAGAAGGCAGAGGAUGAGAUUGUUAAAGCUGAAACUGCCCUCCUCUCCUCCAACUCGGACGCUGACAUAGAGAGGUUGAAUUCAGCUCAGGCAAAUCUGAAAGUGGCGCUUCUUAGCAAGAGUUAUUUUGAAAGCAGAAAUCCAAGAUAA